GCAGCACUUUGUAAACUGCAUCCCUGUGUUGGGGGGUUGGGGAGGGGGCUGCCUGCAGCAGCUCCCGAGGCCCAGCAGUGGAUCUGUGGUGGAGAGAUGGAAGAUAGGAGGGCCAGGGAAGGGAGGGAACUGGGGCUGCCAGUGGGCACACCCCCAACACCCCUCCCAGAAAGUUUCAAAGGCCCAGCCCAGAAAUUGGGCCUCUGCUGCCCUCUAAUGGAGGAAAGGCGGCCUCGGGAGCCCCCUGCUGCCACCCCACCAGCCUGGCUGCCCUAAGGAAUAGGGGAGGUGAAGACCCUGCCGGCCCAGACUUUUUAUUCCUGUAGAGUCUUGAGCUUCAUUUCCCGCAGCCUCUAAGCUAAACCCUCUCUCCUUCCAAGCUGCUCUGGCUUCCCUGCUUCCCGAGCACCCUCCAUCCCACCAUUUCUUCCGUUUCCUCUGUUGCCUGGGUUGCGAUUCUCGCACCCUGAUUCCUGGCUCUGCCAGGGUUCUGGUUCCGGAAGGCCCUUACCAGGUGCCUCCGGCCUAGCUCCCACCUGGGCCCAAGGCGGCGCGGAGGACAUGGGCAAGAACGUCUCCCCACUGGGGCAUCUGAACAUCCGCAAGAGUGUACUGGGCUUGACCAUAGGCGCCGGGGCCGUCUACCUGCUCUACAAGGCCAUCAGGACUGGCAUGAAAUGCCAACAGCCCCUCUCUACCUCCUCGCCCACCUGCAUCGCCCGUGAGUGUCUGGGCCCUGGGGGCAGGACUUGGCUCCAGGAGGACCUGCUCCCCAAGGCCUCCAGUGUGGGAGGGCCCACAGGCCUGGCCAUCGAGCGAGAGCGGCACGGGGGGGACUCAGGUGAGCUCCGGAGGCUUCUCAACUCUUUGGAGAACAGACACGAUGAGUACACCAAGGGCAUGAUCCUGCACAACAUCACGCGCUGUGUGUACUUGCUGGAGGCUGAGGCCGCUGCCUGUACUCCUGAUGACAUCAUGCUCGUGGGCUCCAUGCUAGAUGACAAGGACAACAGUGUCAAAAUCCAAGCUCUGAACACGCUGAAGGCUUUCUCUGGCAUCAGAAAAUUCAGGCUCAAAAUUCAGGAACACUUCAUCAAGGUCCUGGAGCUGAUAGCCACCAUCUGGGACUCGGAGCUGCACAUCGCUGGCCUCAGGCUCCUCAACAACCUUCCACUGCCUGACUUCGUGCACCCGCAGCUGCGACGGGUGAUGCCUGCCUUGAUGGAGAUUCUUCAGUCAGACUAUCACCUGGCACAGGUGCAAGCCAUACGACUGCUGAGCCACCUGGCACAGAAGAAUGACCUUCUCUAUGAUAUUCUCAACUGCCAGGUGCACACCAACUUUCUGAACCUGUUCCAGGUCAAACAACCAGGGAGUCUGCUGUUCGAGGUACUGGUGUUUGCCGAGCGGCUGAGUGAGGGCCGGAAUACGCCACACUACCGUGCCGUGAAAUGGCAUUACAACGAACAGUCUCUGCAUGAAGCUCUCUUUGGGGAAAAGUCACGACUGGCAGACCGGCUGCUCGCGCUGGUCAUCCACCCGGAGGAGGAGGUUCAGAUCCAGGCCUGCAAGGUCAUAGUCAGCCUGCAGUGCCCCCAGGACAUAAGAGGGCGGUCCUCUUCCUGCAUGACUGGUCAUCCCUGCUUUAAUAGUGGGGAAUAAAAGUAAGGAGAGCCAAUAAAUGAGUAUGGGAGAGA
Molecule: messenger RNA, 1697 nt
Organism: Myotis brandtii (Brandt's bat)
Lineage: Eukaryota; Metazoa; Chordata; Mammalia; Chiroptera; Vespertilionidae
Gene: ARMC12
Product: armadillo repeat containing 12
Exons: 6
Coding region: 562-1662 (366 amino acids)
Cellular component (GO): nucleus
Source: RefSeq, a predicted model, not a curated record